Cotesia congregata is the source of this 1458-nucleotide messenger RNA. The record is from the annotation of a GenBank genome assembly. NCBI's taxonomy places the organism in Eukaryota, Metazoa, Arthropoda, Insecta, Hymenoptera, Braconidae.
AUGACAAAAAUAGUAGAUUUAAGACCAAAAAAAGAAUUGUUAAAUAAUGAAUUUGAAAAAUAUCAAUUUUCAUCUGAAAUUAUACCAAUAACUGAAGAAAUAGAACUAUGUAAACAUAUUAAACAUAAAGAGCCAUCAAGCAAUCAAGAUUCAUGGUUGGAAGCUAAAUUAUUUGCUUUUCACAAUCAUUUAUUUGAAAAUCCGUAUGAUUCAUCAUGCUGGUUUUGGGAUCAAGAUUAUGGAGUAUGGCAGUUGAAAGAGGAUGGAAGUCUCAAUCAAGUAGAAACAAAAAAAGUUUUAUGUGAUCUACCAUAUAAAUUUAAUCCAACGAUAGCAUUUGCUGGUGAUGGAGUAGUUAUUUUAUCACGUGGUGACACAGUACUCGAGGUAGUUCUGAUAAACAAACUCUCUUCAUCUCUGAUGAUAGAAGGCACUGAACCAGGAAUUUUGCUAGAUGCUCGUUACGUUGAGCCAAAAAAUUUACUGAUAAUAUCAACAUACACAAUUGUCACAACUAACGGAAAAAAACAAUCAAAAUUAAUUUUAUUAUUUUAUAAAUUAAAAAAUCCCGGACAUUGGCAUGAAGGUCUUGAGUUUCAUAAAAAACAAGAAUUGGUGAUUAACGGGCCCAUUGAAUACGUUUUUAUAGAACCUAAUGGCGAGUAUAUAAAUUUAUUAAGUCAAGAUCUCGCAAAAUUUAUUCACGAUUCAUUGAAUGGUAUCCAGGAAAAAGAUUGUAGUGAAGGUAGUAAAAUUGCAGAUAUUAAAAUACCUAAAUAUUCUUGGUCACAGGAUGAAAAAUCUUUGACAGUGUGGAUUAAAAUUCCACAAAAGCACAAAGGCUCCAAACCCAACGUUGAAGUUUCAGCAACUUAUAUUUCAGUUGUAAUUGAAGAUGAAGUUUUAAUAAAUGGAGAAGUACCUUUUGGUCUUGAUCAUAAAUCAGCUACCUGGAAUUGUGAAAAUGAUACAUUGAAGCUGAAAUUAAUGAAACAGGAAACUGGACAAAUGUGGAAUGAAUUAAUUAAAAAUGAUACUAAUGGUGAAUGUUUACCUAAUGAUCUAUUAGCUUCUGAAAUACAUUCCAGAUUAGCUCAUCUAUGCUCAGAACAGCAAGGUAAUGAUAGUGAUCAACAAGCUAUAGGCUUCAAUACCGAACAACUAGAGGAAUGUGAUUUAGAGGGAGGUGAAAACAUGUUACAACGAAUUAAUUUAACCAAUCAUACAACAACACACUUGACUGUAUUAACUUCACACAAUCGUAUUCUGUUUACGCAUAAAUUAAAAACAUGCCAAGUACUCUGUGCACGUUACAACCACGACGGUUGUGUAUGGGAACCUGUUCAUAGGGACGAAGAAUGGGAAUUAGUUCAUAAAAAUAUUUUUCCCGGUUUUGGAUAUGUAGAAGCCAGUAAAGCAAACAAAAAGUUUUGUAUUUCACCUGCUAAUGUCCAAUAA